This is a messenger RNA of Diceros bicornis minor, 3556 nucleotides long. It is a transcript of the gene FMO5, whose product is annotated as flavin containing dimethylaniline monoxygenase 5. Gene Ontology annotation, molecular function: N,N-dimethylaniline monooxygenase activity; flavin adenine dinucleotide binding; NADP binding. The transcript has 9 exons. The coding region runs from base 157 to 1758 and encodes 533 amino acids. The record is from RefSeq and is a predicted model, not a curated record. Lineage: Eukaryota; Metazoa; Chordata; Mammalia; Perissodactyla; Rhinocerotidae.
GGGUCUCACCAAGCUCCCCCUGCCCCGGGCCAGUAUGUCGGGUUGGCGGGCAGGCCUCGCUUCCCGCCCCGAAUCCCAUUCAUCCAGAGUACGCGGCCCCGCGCGCUGCGCAGGACGGGUUACAGUGACCCAGCCCGGUGAAGAUCUCUGGAAACGAUGACCAAGAAAAGAAUUGCUGUGAUUGGGGCAGGUGUGAGCGGGCUCUCGUCUAUCAAGUGCUGCCUGGAAGAAGGCUUGGAGCCCAUCUGCUUUGAAAGGACUGAUGACAUCGGAGGGCUCUGGAGGUUCCAGGAAAAUCCUGAAGAAGGAAGGGCCAGUAUUUACAAAUCAGUGAUCAUCAACACUUCUAAGGAGAUGAUGUGCUUCAGUGACUAUCCCAUCCCAGAUCAUUAUCCCAACUUCAUGCAUAACUCUCAGAUCAUGGAGUAUUUCAGGAUGUAUGCCAAAGAAUUUGACCUUCUAAAGUAUAUUCGAUUGAAGACCACUGUGUGCAGUGUGAAGAAGCAACCUGAUUUCUCCACUUCAGGCCAAUGGGAGGUGGUCACGGAAUCUGAAGGGAAAAAGGAGGUGAAUGUCUUCGAUGGAGUCAUGGUUUGCACUGGCCAUCACACCAAUGCUAACUUACCCUUGGAAAGCUUCCCUGGAAUUGAGAAGUUCAAAGGACAGUACUUCCAUAGUCGAAACUAUAAGAACCCAGAGAGUUUCACUGGAAAGAGAGUCAUUGUAAUUGGCAUUGGGAAUUCUGGAGGGGAUCUUGCUGUGGAGAUUAGCCAUACAGCCAAGCAGGUAUUCCUCAGCACCAGGAGAGGGGCUUGGAUCCUGAAUCGUGUAGGAGACAAUGGCCUUCCUUUUGAUGUGUUGUUCCUUUCUCGACUUAAACGUUUUUUGGCAAAGAUUUGUGGUGAAUCAUUAGUAAACACAUAUAUGGAAAAAAAGGUGAACCAAAGGUUUGACCAUGAAAUGUAUGGCCUAAAGCCUAAACACAGACCUCUGAAUCAGCAUCCAACAGUAAAUGAUGACCUGCCAAAUCGUAUAAUUUCUGGCUUGGUGAAGGUGAAAGGAAAUGUGAAGGAAUUCACAGAAACAGCUGCCAUAUUUGAAGAUGGCUCCAGGGAGGAUGACAUUGAUGCUGUUAUCUUUGCCACAGGCUAUAGCUUUGCCUUUCCUUUUCUUGAAGAUUCUGUCAAAGUAGUCAAAAACAAGAUAUCCCUGUAUAAAAAGGUCUUCCCUCCUAACCUGGAAAAGCCAACUCUUGCAUUCAUAGGCUUGAUCCAACCCUUGGGUGCCAUUAUGCCCAUCUCAGAGCUCCAAGGACGCUGGGCCACUCAAGUAUUUAAAGGGCUAAAGACAUUGCCCUCACAAAGUGAAAUGAUAACAGAUAUAGCUAAGGCUCAAGAGGAAAUGGCAAAAAGGUAUGUGGAGAGCCAACGUCAUACCAUUCAAGGAGACUAUAUAGAUACGAUGGAAGAGCUUGCUGAUCUGGUGGGCGUCAGGCCUAAUCUGCUGUCUCUGGCCUUCACUGACCCCAAACUGGCAUUACACUUAUUCGUGGGACCAUGUACUCCAAUCCAGUAUCGUCUACAGGGCCCUGGAAAGUGGGAUGGAGCUCGAAAAGCUAUCCUCACCACAGAAGAUCGUAUCAGGAAGCCUAUGAUGACAAGAGUAAUUGAAAGCAAAAGUUCCACCACUUCGACAAUAACAAUGGCCAGGUUUAUGCUGGCUGUUGUUUUCUUUGCUAUGAUUAUCACCUAUUUUUAGCUGUUCCAUUGUCAUUGCCCUAGUUUUCUUUGGGAAGCUGGAUUUAGAGAUGCCUUCAGAAUCUGAUGAGAUUGAACAACUCUCAGCUUCACAUUGCUUAGAAAUCUACUUUUUGUCUUUCUAAAGCAUUAAUCCUCUUUCCUCUUUUCCCUACAGUGAAAUCCCAGCUUUUCAUUCAUAUUGGCUUACCUUCCUUCCUCUAAUGACUUAUCACGUUUUCCUUAAAGCAAUCCCUGGACUGUGAGCUCAGGUACCCAUUCAGUCAUCUUUGUAUGUCCUUAGCAGAGUUCUUGACCUGUGGUAGGUGCUUAAUAAAUGUUGACUGUCAUUUACCAAAUAUUAUGGUGGGGAGCAUAAGUCAAUAUCUGUAUAAGAAAUGGGUGAUUCCAUGUAACUCUGCUUCUGAUAGCAUUUGGUUUUCUAUUAGAAGCCCAAUCUUUUGUUUGUUUUUAAUAUUCUAACUAAAUGUAUGUUUCCUGAGAAGUAAGAGAAAAAAAUGGUCUUAUAACAGUUGUAUGCAUCUAAGAUAAGAUAUGUAGAUACUUAAACAUUUUGUUUCACUAGUGUAUCUAAGACCACGUCACUUUUACUCUUUUCCCCUAAGCAACACAUCUUUAUUUUCUCAGUGAAGAAACUACCGUCAACUUUCUAGGCUCAUGGGUCGUUCUAAUAAUCUAGCAUCUGCCAGUAGGUUCGAGUUUGUUGAAAAACUUGGGAUUUUAAAUGAGCUGUCCUGUCUUUUUGAUCUCUUAGUUCCCAUAUUAGGAUCCAACAAGACUUUACCUUAGGAAAUAUGAUAACUAGCUGCCAACUGUUAUAGUGUAGCCUAUAAAUAUGAUUUGAUUUGUCUCCCCCUACUCCUGCUUUCUCCCCUCCACUCCCACCCACACAUAAAGUCUAAGUAAUAAGUAUUCGAAGAGGUCAUUUAUGUAUUAAAUUAGGAUUGAUAAUAACUAAAUAUGGGGGCAUUCUGCUUAUAAAAGUUCUUAUGUCAUAUAGUGUAUUUCUGGAAGACAGAGCAAAUGAAAUGAAAAGCAGGGACUCCAGUUUAUGUCCUGGUGCUGUUGUUGAUUCUGUUUUCUCAUCUGUAGAAGUUUUGCUGUGUUCUUGUCUCACAGAGAAGUUAACUAAGUGUUAGGGGUCCACCACACUGAAUUUCAUGAAGAAGGUACUGGAUGUACCAGCCAGGUGUAUGUUCAUAAAUAAGCUUUUGUGCAAUACAUUUUGGGAUUGCGGCCUAUUACUUUAAAAAAGGAUAAAUUUGAACAACUGGAAGAACAAAAUUAGAAAUUAUUAUCUUUCCUAAUAUAAAUACUUGUAAGAGAACCAGAAAUGUGAGAACUACAACUUCCUCCUAAUCAUGUAACUGUUUGCACAAUUGCCUGCCAUUUGGCCUAAUUUACCUGUGGAAAUGCCUUUUGAGAAUCAGAGAAUUAAGAAUUGGUAUUACUUCUUAGGUCUUUUUCCUUCCCUAAUCCUUGUGAUACUGGGGAUUUAUCAUCUAUUAAAAUGGACCUAGUAUCUUUUAAUCUGCAGAUUACUCUAGUUCAAAAGUAAAUUGAAGGUAGCUUGCUUCUUUUUCAUUUCCUUCUUCUAACAUAUAAAUUUGUUUCUUUUAGCAUUUAAUUUGUUGAAUUAAUAGUCCUUUGAUAAUAUAAUUCCUAGUUAUCAGCACAAGUACCCCAGUUUCCUCCUUAAAUAAAAAGCAUGUAAUUCUAAAUUCAUUGACUCUCUCAUUCUACUUAUAACAUGCAAGGUUACAAAAAAAUCAUUGGUUAACUUCUAAACCAAGCUACAA